AUGGCGGCCGCCAGCGAGCGCAUUGAGUCCGGUGAUUCACCACCCGCUCCGAUACCUUCAACUAACAACCAGCCGGGAGUCGGGCAAAAUGCUUUACCUAACGGUCAGAAGAAAAAGAUCAUUGUUUGCUGUGACGGUACUGGAAAGAAUGAAAUCCUCGAGGGUCCAUUGAGCAAUGUCUCUCGCAUCUCGCGGUGUAUCACACCAGUCGACCUACAUGGGGUACCUCAGGUCGUGUACUAUCAGCCAGGCCUUGGAACCGACCCGGAGAAACGGCAGUUCUGGAACAAGAAGUUCGUUGAAGCCACGGGAGAAGGGAUCAACGAAGCCAUCCGCGAAGCGUACAGCUUUAUAUGUCACAACUAUUCUCACCCUGAUGAUGAGAUCUACCUUUUCGGUUACUCACGUGGCGCUUUUACAGUCCGCUGUAUAGCUCAACUGAUAAAUGAUAUCGGGUUACUCAAGAAAGCUGGCUUGUUGAGCCUGCCUAACCUCUUUACAAGAUGGGCGACAGAGACCCGACCGCUGACACCUGGAUCAACUUUUGCGCAAUACAAGAACAAUUUUAUUAGCAAAAAUCUACUGCGCAACGAUAUCCAUAUCCGGGCAUGCGCAGUUUGGGAUACUGUUGCAUCCAUUGGGAUACCUAGGCUGGCUAUAUUUUCUCAACCUCCACCGCAGCAUUUGAAAUUUGUCAAUUCAGAGCUGUGCCCAAAAAUCGACUACGCAUUUCAGGCAAUUGCCCUUCACGAGUAUCGCCGUCACUUUCGGCCUAUUCUUUGGCGGUCCGCUCACGCAAAUCAGACUCUUAAACAAUGCUGGUUCCUUGGUUAUCAUGGUGAUGUCGGCGGUGGAAGAAGAGAUGGAGCCUUAGCUCAUUUCGCUCUUGUCUGGAUGAUGGAUCAAUUGAAAGACUUCCUCAAUUUCGACGUCAGCGGUCUGUGGAUCUCACCCGGGAACGCGAGAGAAGGACAACCUAACGCGUUCGAGAAUUUGAAUCCUGUGACAUCGCGAUCCAGACCCAGACUCCCAUGGACAUGGGGCGUCAAUCUUGAUAUGCAGCGUCCAGAAGCUACCCUUGAAGAUUCCAUGGCUAACAUACACUGGGCGGGCGGACGCCAUGUGCGAGAGCCACGACGUGACUUCUGGGACGGCGAAGGCAUUCAAACACCGGCAGUUCAAGCCAACACUAUUACUUCAAACGAGGUGUUGCACUUCUCAGUGCGAAUGCUGCUCGCCAAGAACGUGGUCAACGUCCCUCUCUGUCUCACCGUGUGCAAAUGUGAGCAAGUUGACCAUAUGAUUCGAUGGACAAUCGAGUCGUGUGGCGAACCCAGAGCCCGCUAUACCAUGGCAGAAGACACAUGCACAGAAGGAGAGCUCAGGUUGCUGCGAACAUGGCUCGACUCAGAGGAUAGUAGAAUCACUGAAAAUCGUGAGCUGAGUCGUAUACGCAACGGAAUCAAAGAUGCAGUACCUCGAGACUUAGCAGGACUCCAAGACCAGAACGUGGCAUGGACAUCUCCACGAUGCCUUGAACGGCAGAUGCCUCAGGACCAUACUGCCAAAGGAUGGUUCAAAUCCCUUUGGAAGUUGCUUUGA
Fonsecaea monophora is the source of this 1602-nucleotide messenger RNA. RefSeq lists its product as hypothetical. The coding region runs from base 1 to 1602 and encodes 533 amino acids. The record is from RefSeq and is a predicted model, not a curated record. The transcript has 3 exons. Lineage: Eukaryota; Fungi; Ascomycota; Eurotiomycetes; Chaetothyriales; Herpotrichiellaceae.